GUGUGCAGCAGGCGAGGCGAGCGGCCGUAGCGCAGCGCAGCCCCGGGAUGUGACUGAGGUAACUGAGGUGACUGAGGUGACGGCACGAGUGACGUCAGUUGCACCAUGUCUAGCAGUGAUGGCGCCCACUCGCUGAGGAGGCAUCCGCUCCGCUCUCCAAAGAAAACCAAGAAAACCGAUGACAAGGGCAGUAAAUCGCCAAAUUUGAGUGUACACAACAAGAACUUCUACAUCGCGUCCUACCCUGUGGUCUUAGUGUUCAACAUCCUCCGCACGGUGCUGUACCACUUGUUCUUACUGCUGAAAACGUUGUUCCGAGCGAGCUCGUACCUUGCCCAGGCGCGGACAGACACCGCCGCGCCGACCUCGGUGGUGAUAACGGAAAUUGACAGUAGUGGAGGAGUGGGCAGCGGGGGCAGUGGCGGUGGGCAAGGGCAAGUAGAGGAACCGUCGCAGCAGGACGAGGUGUGCGUGCCACUCAUAGGAGAGAUGCCGCCCAAACCAGGCAACCCAGGGCCAGGAGACCCUCUCCUCGCCAAGCAGAAGCAUCAUCAUCGCAAGGCCUUUGAGUACAUCUCGAAGGCGCUGAAAAUCGACGAGGAAAAUGAAGGUAAGGAAGAACAGAUUAGGGACAUCCGUGUCACGGUAGCUUUUGUGAAUGAGACGAUAAGUUUUUAA
Messenger RNA from Penaeus monodon (black tiger shrimp), 678 nucleotides. Its product is annotated as spastin-like. The coding region runs from base 106 to 678 and encodes 190 amino acids. NCBI's taxonomy places the organism in Eukaryota, Metazoa, Arthropoda, Malacostraca, Decapoda, Penaeidae. The transcript has a single exon. The record is from RefSeq and is a predicted model, not a curated record.